Didymodactylos carnosus is the source of this 1834-nucleotide messenger RNA. The record is from the annotation of a GenBank genome assembly. NCBI's taxonomy places the organism in Eukaryota, Metazoa, Rotifera, Eurotatoria, Philodinida, Philodinidae.
CCGUUCGCUGCGAAACAGUAAUCUUAAUAAAGAUUCAUAUGUCUCCACUCAUCUCAAUCUAGCAGAGAUAUACUGAAAGGUUUUCUGACCGUAUACAACUAAGGGUGUUACUUUUCAUUUCCUAACGACUUAUGCAAGUUCACCGUAAUGAGUGAAUUCACUUACCUAUUUACUGCUUACUAUUAUCGGCGCCGAAAUAUAGUGCAUUCGAUUGUUUUUACAAUAACUCAACAACGAUAGGUGCUAGAGACUUGCGAUUUUCAGCAAUCGAAAGUAGACACUUGAAGCUAACUUUGCAUAAGCAAAAACUAGUUUGGAAAAGAUCGACCUUUGAAAAACUAGCUUAGGUUUGCGAAAACAAAAAUAGCAAUUCACCGAUUUUUCUUCAUAGGUAGAUACCCAAAGUAUCUUCUACAGAUGCUGAAUCUCGUGGCAACAUUUGUUUUUCAAAAAAGUUUCAAAAACCUAGUGAAAAUGUAUAUUAGGUGAAAUAGUCCAUUUUUGCCUAUUUUUGAGUAAAAUCAAAAAAUUCAUAACCCAAUCAGAUUAUCUCAGAAUAUGAACAUGUACUCUGUUUCGACUACUCAAUACUGCGCAGUUCAACAAAAGCUUUAAAAAUACUUCGGCUUUUAAAAAGGUUUUCUAGAAAUCUCCCGUCGUACAAGAAUAUUUUUUACUAUUCUCAAGUAAAAAACCAUUUAGGGCAGGUAAAACAGAGUACAUGUUCAUAUUCUGAGAUAAUCUGAUUGGGUUAUGAAUUUUUUGAUUUUACUCAAAAAUAGGCAAAAAUGGACUAUUUCACCUAAUAUACAUUUUCACUAGGUUUUUGAAACUUUUUUGAAAAACAAAUGUUGCCACGAGAUUCAGCAUCUGUAGAAGAUACUUUGGGUAUCUACCUAUGAAGAAAAAUCGGUGAAUUGCUAUUUUUGUUUUCGCAAACCUAAGCUAGUUUUUCAAAGGUCGAUCUUUUCCAAACUAGUUUUUGCUUAUGCAAAGUUAGCUUCAAGUGUCUACUUUCGAUUGCUGAAAAUCGCAAGUCUCUAGCACCUAUCGUUGUUGAGUUAUUGUAAAAACAAUGGAAUGCACUAUAUUUCGGCGCCGAUAAUAGUAAGCUUACAACUUUCUAGUAAAAGUGAGUAUUUUCUUGCUACUCACUAAUUCACUUUUCUAGUAAGUUAACAGCUGACUAGUAGGAUAAGAAGAAAGCGGCAGCCCUAUUUACAAUUAUCAUUCUACUCAUUUUGUACAGAAUCGACCAGAAGCGGAGAAGUUUUGGCUGAGAACGUGGAUAACAAAGUAUUUAAAAAAAUUUUUGGGUGCACAUGAAAAAGGUGAAAAACGUGUUGGAUGGCAAGAAUAUAUUUGGAGUUGGUUAGGUGCAUUUCUGGGCAUUCUAUUCGUUGCAUUGUUACAUUAUCGUGUUCUUACUAGGCACGCUCUGCAAUUUUUAAUCGGGUCAUUCGGUGCUUCAGCGGUUCUCAUUUAUGGUGCGCCUACUUCUCCGUUGGCUCAACCACGAAACCUCAUCGGGGGACAUGUAUUAAGUGCACUAGUCGGUUGUAUUGUACGUGUUAUUCUCGUGAAACAUGAACGAUCGGUUGCUUGCGCAUUAGCCGUAGCAUUUGCUAUUGUUGUUAUGCAAAUCACAAAAACUACUCAUCCUCCAGGCGGUGCGACAGCCUUAAUUGCAGUUACUGGUGAACCGGCGUUACCAUGGGGAAAUUUUUUGUAUAUUUUGAUGCCUGUUCUUACAGGUGCAACACUAAUGUUAAUUGUAGCGUUAAUUGUUAAUAAUAUAGCACCAAAACGGAUUUAUCCGACUAGGUGGUGGUAG